Molecule: messenger RNA, 8791 nt
Organism: Choloepus didactylus (southern two-toed sloth)
Lineage: Eukaryota; Metazoa; Chordata; Mammalia; Pilosa; Megalonychidae
Gene: ATRN
Product: attractin
Exons: 29
Coding region: 87-4364 (1425 amino acids)
Cellular component (GO): Golgi apparatus
Molecular function (GO): protein binding
Source: RefSeq, a predicted model, not a curated record
GCCAGGCGAAGCGAAGCCGGCCGUGCGGUGUGUGUUUGUGUGUGUGUGUGUAUGUGUUCGCGGGGCACCGUCUUAGCCCCGGGAAGAUGGUGGCGGCGGCGACUGUGGCGAGGCUGAAGAGGAGGACGGUGGCGGAGACGACAGCGCCUGCGGGCAGGAACGGCGGACUGUGCCGGGACUGGGACGUUACAGGGGCUGGGAGACCAGGUCUAGGGGCCGGGUUGCGCCUCCCGCGGCUGCUGUCGCCGCCUCUGCCGCGGCGGCUGCUCCUGCUGCUGCUGCUCCCGCUGCUGCUGUUGCUACAGCUGCCCUGGGCGGCCGAGGCCGCGGCGGCAGCGGCGGUGGUGUCGGGCUCAGCCGCAGCCGAGGCCAAAGAAUGCGACCGGCCCUGUGUCAACGGCGGCCGCUGCAACCCUGGCACUGGCCAGUGCGUCUGCCCGGCAGGUUGGGUGGGAGAGCAAUGCCAGCACUGCGGGGGCCGCUUCAGACUAACUGGAUCUUCUGGGUUUAUAACAGAUGGACCUGGGAAUUAUAAAUAUAAAACAAAAUGCACAUGGCUCAUUGAAGGACAGCCAAACAGAAUAAUGAGACUUCGUUUCAAUCAUUUUGCUACAGAGUGUAGCUGGGACCAUUUGUAUGUUUAUGAUGGAGACUCAAUUUAUGCACCACUAGUUGCUGCUUUUAGUGGCCUCAUCGUUCCUGAGAGAGAUGGCAAUGAGACUGUCCCCGAGGUUGUUGCUACAUCAGGUUAUGCCCUGCUGCAUUUUUUUAGUGAUGCUGCUUAUAAUUUGACUGGAUUUAAUAUCACUUACAAUUUUGACAUGUGUCCGAAUAAUUGCUCAGGUCGAGGAGAAUGUAAGAUCAGUAAUAUCAGCAACACUGUUCAGUGUGAAUGUUCUGAAAAAUGGAAAGGUGAAGCAUGUGAUAUUCCUCACUGUACAAAUAACUGUGGGUUUCCUCAUCGAGGCAUCUGCAAUUCAAGUGAUACCAGAGGAUGCUCAUGCUAUUCAGAGUGGCAGGGCCCUGGAUGUUCAGUUCCUGUACCAGCUAACCAGUCGUUUUGGACUCGAGAGGAAUAUUCUAACCUAAAGCUUCCCAGAGCAUCUCACAAAGCUGUGGUCAAUGGAAAUAUAAUGUGGGUUGUUGGAGGAUAUAUGUUCAACCACUCAGAUUACAACAUGGUUCUAGCGUAUGACCUUGCUUCUAGAGAGUGGCUUGCACUGAACCAUUCUGUGAACAAUGUGGUUGUUAGAUAUGGUCAUUCUUUGGCGUUAUACAAGGAUAAAAUUUACAUGUACGGAGGAAAAAUUGACUCCACAGGGAAUGUGACCAAUGAGUUGAGAGUGUUUCAUAUUCAUAAUGAAUCGUGGGUAUUGUUGACCCCUAAAGCAAAGGAGCAGUAUGCAGUGGUUGGGCACUCAGCACACAUUGUUACAUUGAAAUCUGGCCGAGUUGUCAUGUUGGUCAUCUUUGGUCAUUGUCCUCUCUAUGGAUAUAUAAGCAAUGUGCAGGAAUAUGACUUGGGUAAGAACACGUGGAGUAUAUUACAUACAGAGGGUGCCCUUGUGCAAGGAGGCUAUGGCCACAGUAGUGUCUAUGACCAGAAAACCAGGGCCCUGUAUGUCCAUGGAGGCUACAAGGCUUUCAGCGCCAAUAAAUACCGGCUCGCAGAUGAUCUGUACAGAUACGACGUGGACACACAGAUGUGGACCAUUCUUAAGGACAGCCGAUUUUUCCGUUACUUGCACACAGCUGUGAUAGUGAGUGGAACCAUGCUGGUGUUUGGAGGAAACACACACAAUGAUACAUCCAUGAGCCAUGGUGCCAAGUGUUUCUCUUCAGAUUUCAUGGCUUAUGACAUUGCUUGUGAUCGCUGGUCAGUGCUUCCCAGACCUGAUCUCCACCAUGAUGUUAACAGAUUUGGCCAUUCUGCAGUCUUAUACAACAGCACUAUGUAUAUAUUUGGCGGUUUCAACAGUCUCCUCCUCAGUGACAUCCUGGUAUUCACCUCAGAACAGUGCGAAGCGCAUCAGAGUGAAGCUGCUUGUUUGGCGACAGGACCUGGCAUCCGGUGUGUGUGGGACGCAGGGUCGACCCAGUGUAUCUCCUGGGAGCUGGGUGCUGAAGCACAAGAAGAAAAGUUAAAAUCAGAAUGCUUUUCCAAAAGAACUCUUGACCAUGACAGAUGUGACCAGCACACGGAUUGUUACAGCUGCACAGCCAACACAAAUGACUGCCACUGGUGCAAUGACCAUUGUGUCCCAAUGAACCACAGCUGCACGGAAGGCCAGAUCUCCAUUUCCAGAUAUGAGUAUUGCCCCAAGGACAACCCCAUGUACUACUGUAAUAAGAAGACCAGCUGCAGGAGCUGUGCCCUGGACCAGAACUGCCAGUGGGAGCCCCGAAAUCAGGAGUGCAUCGCCCUACCUGAAAAUAUCUGUGGCAUUGGCUGGCAUUUGGUUGGAAACUCGUGUUUGAAAAUUACUACUGCCAAGGAGAAUUAUGACAAUGCUAAGUUGUCCUGUAGGAACCACAAUGCCUUUUUGGCUUCCCUUACAACCCAGAAGAAGGUAGAAUUUGUCCUUAAGCAGUUGCGAAUAAUGCAGUCACAGAGCAUGUCCAAGCUCACCUUAACCCCAUGGGUUGGCCUUCGGAAGAUCAACGUGUCCUACUGGUGCUGGGAAGAUAUGUCCCCAUUUACAAACAGUUUGCUACAGUGGAUGCCAUCAGAGCCCAGUGACGCUGGGUUCUGUGGAAUCUUGUCAGAACCUAGUACUCGGGGAUUGAAAGCUACAAUCUGCAUCAACCCACUCAAUGGUAGUGUCUGUGAAAGGCCUGCGAACCACAGUGCCAAGCAGUGCCGGACACCCUGUGCCUUGAGAAUGGCGUGUGGAGAGUGCACCAGUGGCAGCUCUGAGUGCAUGUGGUGCAGCAACAUGAAGCAGUGUGUGGACUCCAACGCUUACGUGGCCUCCUUCCCUUUUGGCCAGUGUAUGGAAUGGUAUACGAUGAGCAGCUGCCCCCCUGAAAAUUGUUCGGGCUACUGUACCUGUAGUCAUUGUUUGGAGCAACCAGGCUGUGGCUGGUGUACUGAUCCCAGCAAUACUGGCAAAGGGAAAUGCAUAGAGGGUUCCUUUAAAGGACCGGUGAAGAUGCCCUCACAGCCCCCUUCAGGAAAUUCCUAUCCACAGCCCCUUCUCAACUCCAGCAUGUGUCUAGAGGACAGCAGAUACAACUGGUCUUUCAUUCAGUGUCCAGCUUGCCAGUGCAAUGGUCACAGCAAAUGCAUCAAUCAGAGUAUCUGUGAGAAGUGUGAAAACCUGACCACAGGCAAGCACUGUGAGACCUGCAUAUCUGGCUUCUAUGGUGAUCCCACCAACGGAGGAAAAUGUCAGCCAUGUAAGUGCAAUGGGCAUGCGUCACUCUGCAACACCAACACGGGCAAGUGCUUCUGCACCACCAAGGGUGUCAAGGGAGAUGAGUGCCAGCUAUGUGAAGUAGAAAAUCGAUACCAGGGAAACCCUCUCAAAGGAACAUGUUAUUAUACCCUUCUUAUUGACUAUCAGUUCACCUUUAGCCUAUCCCAGGAAGAUGACCGCUAUUACACAGCCAUCAAUUUUGUGGCUACACCUGAUGAACAAAACAGGGAUUUGGACAUGUUCAUCAAUGCCUCCAAAAACUUCAAUCUCAAUAUCACCUGGGCUGCCAGUUUCUCAGCUGGGACUCAGGCUGGAGAAGAGAUGCCUGUUGUUUCAAAAACCAAUAUUAAGGAGUACAAAGAUAGCUUUUCUAAUGAGAAGUUUGAUUUCCGCAACCACCCAAAUAUCACUUUCUUUGUUUAUGUCAGUAAUUUCACCUGGCCCAUCAAAAUUCAGAUUGCCUUCUCCCAGCACAGCAAUUUUAUGGACCUGGUACAGUUCUUCGUGACUUUUUUCAGUUGUUUCCUCUCUUUGCUCCUGGUGGCUGCUGUGGUUUGGAAGAUCAAACAAAGUUGUUGGGCCUCCAGGCGUAGAGAGCAACUUCUUCGAGAGAUGCAACAGAUGGCCAGUCGUCCCUUUGCCUCUGUAAAUGUUGCCUUGGAAACAGAUGAAGAGCCCCCUGAUCUUAUUGGGGGAAAUAUAAAGGCCAUUCCCAAACCCAUUGCAUUGGAGCCAUGUUUUGGCAACAAAGCUGCUGUGCUCUCUGUAUUUGUGAGGCUGCCUCGAGGCCUCGGUGGAAUCCCUCCUCCUGGACAGUCAGGUCUUGCAGUGGCCAGCGCCCUGGUGGACAUUUCUCAGCAGAUGCCAAUAGUGUACAAAGAGAAGUCAGGAGCAGUGAGAAACCGGAAGCAGCAGCCCCCUGCACAGCCUGGAACCUGCAUUUGAUGCUGGGGCCAGGGACUCUCCCAGGAGCGAGUGUGGCAUAGCAGAGCCGCCUGCAGGGGAGGGAGCAGGCAGGGAAACGGCCGUGUGGUACCAGGCAGAAGACUGGAAGCACUCGAAGCACCCGACUCAUCUGCAUGAUCACAAGCUUUCUUUGACGGUUUCUCCCAUCCGUGUUCCAGCAUCUAACCUUUUACUUUCACAUAGGAAAUAACUGAUUUAAUUGCAGGUCCUGGGGUGAUCCCGUUGUUGCUGGAGGAGGCCGGUGUAGAGCCAGGGAGAGAGCUAGGAACGACACUCAGGUUCACUAAUGGAAAACUGUUCUUGGGACUGUCUGAACUGUGCAAAAAAAAACAAAAGUUGUAGUGUUUACAAGUAGAUGUUAGUCAUCAGUUGUUCUUGAACAUGGUCUUUUAAAAACUAAGUCAGAUGAAUUAACUUAUUUUCAUCUGCAGCCUGCUAUCUUUUUUAAAAGAUGUGCUAUUUAUUCUUGCACAAUUUAGGCAGAUAUCUCUCUUCCAGGGAGUAGCUUUUUUCUAGUUGACAACUAAUAACGGUCCAUCUCUUUUGAAUCAUAUCAAACUAGGAUAGAAGGGGGCUAUUUUCAAUGUUAAGGUCAGCAGUGUUACUUAGAAUGUAAAGUGAUGUCAUAGGUAGUUUUCUAAAAUCACUUGAUUAAUUUCGUCUUAAUCCAUUUGAAGUUCUUUUUCUCUCUUACACACACACUCACACACACACACACACACACACACACACACACUAAGUGCCUAGACUUUAAAUAGAUCUAGCAAUUGGAAAGUUAGUAAGCCUAAGUUUUGCAUUCCUACAUUCUUGUAAAAUUCCAAUAGCUACCACUGGCAAUCUGCUCUUUUUCUAAAAUCUAAUUUGCAGCCAGGAAAGAAUUUUUUCACCCCAAGGAGCGUUCAACCUAGCAUCAGCAACUGAGAGGAAAGCAGAAAUGAACUAACUGUGAAAGCUCCUGUUUUUAGUGUUGUCAAAGUGGACACUGGAAAUAUGGCACGGUCCCCAUGUCCCUCCCUGACACCACCACCACCCCCAUCAUCCCAGGGCUGAUGUUUGUGUCCACCCUUCUGGCCUCCUCCUUCCAGGACACCUCAGAGGAAGGGCCUUGUUCCUGUUAUAUGUCUCCCUUGAGCAGAAAAGAGCAUGGAAAAGACUUGGGGCCCUUGGAUCAAAAAGCAACUUUGUGUUCCUUUAGCCUGCUCUGAACUUGUGGGUCAUUCUCAGGCUGGGGAUGGAAUCAGACCAUCCCAGGAGAGGGACAGUCUCCCACUGUCAGGCAGCACCUGCCCAGGGCCUGGAAAAGGACCUGGAGCUUUUUGUCCUCCUUACCCUGAGGAGAGCCUUGGCCCACCCAUCCUCCUUCCCAUGCCGAGGUGGUAGCUGUGAGGAGGGCAGGUGAAUGCUGGUAAGGAUGAACUGCACGUGGACAAAGUGGACGAGAAGGGAAAACUAUGCCAAAUGGAAGACGACCAAAUGUAAGAAGAGUGGGGCAGUAUCUGCUCCUGCUUUCUCCUGCAGGCAUUACCUGGAUGUUGUCUUUUCCCAUUUUCUGGUGCUCUGUAUUUCAGCAUUAUGCAGCAGCCUCCCAAAAAAUUCCUUCUGCUUUAAAACCUGGGAUUCUCCAGCAUUACCCUAGUGAGAUGGACCUCGGGACAGCAGAGCUCACAUUUGUGAAUUUGGAGACAUCAAUAUCCAAAAAGGCAAAAACUGCAGCAUUUCACCUUUAAAUGCAGUGCUUAGAGGAGCACUAUCUCUUCCCCAACACUAACACUACUCCCAUCAAGAGUCCUUGGAAAGAUGUUUUCAGGGAAAUUUUUGAAAACCAUUAAACACUGUCUGAUGCACAAAAACACCUCUACUUGGAGACUUGCCUCUCAAAAAGCUUCUUUUUCACAUCAUUGUUAAAGAGCAAAUCAUUCUAGAAAAGAUCCCUGCUCCAGAAUGUGGCCUGCAAUAGACUGGCCCUUCCACCCUGUGAUUACCACGAGGCCUCUUGGUGAAGCAGGAGGGAGGCCAUCGGGGAUUGUCCUCCUGCAAGGAAAAAACUCCUUGUUUGUUCAGUGGACCAGAUUUUCCUUUGCCAAAGAGGUCUCUUCCCCAUGUUAGUCUUGAAGUAACAUGCACCUUGACCCAUAGCCACCUGGUUUUUUUUUUUCCUAAAAGAUAAAGUUCAUUUCUAAAAAGGAAGGAAGGAGCAAGAAAAGUUUAAUUCUGCUCCAACAAAGGAGAAACAGCUGAAUCCACCUGCUUCUCCUUUGCAGCCAACAGCAGUUUCCUCCAGGCUCCGUCAGAGGAAGGGAGGCAGGGAGAAAGAGGAGCCAGCUCAGAGCCAGUCACCAAGAGGGAGUGGGUUGUCACCUGGUAAAUGCCUGCAUCUCGCAGGAGAGCCUGCAUGUAAAUUAAAAUAGUCAUAAAAACAUUGACCUUGCACUUGUACAUAACUAUACAGUAGUGUCCAGAAUGCUCAGGCAUUCUGUGUACAUAAAACAGAAAAAUAUCUUAAUGUAUUUUUAUUAAAUGUAACAAUGUCUGAGUUUCACCUAGUAUGUUUUUGUGCCAUGUACUGGAUAUCCAGGUUCUGAGAAGUCCUCUCUCGUGAGGCCCUGGUAUAUGGGUAGCAAAGCCAAAAAACACAUCCCUGUAGUGUUGAUGUGUUCAGAUGCAUCUGGUACCAAUUUAGAUAAUUAUUAAAACAGGAAUCUUCUGUCAGUAUAUAUAUAUCUAUAUAGAUAGAUAGAUAUAUAGAUAUAUAUAUGUAAACUUGGGAUGUGACUCUAUUUAAACAGCAGUAGGUGAGGAGACUCAAAGGAAGCAGUAGUAGCCCCUGUCACUGUCAUUGGCCCAACGAGUGUGUUGUGAAUCUUUCUGUCAGGCUCAGUUUUGUGGAUGGCCAGGGAUGGCCAGUCUCCUCCUGAGAAAUGAUUCUCUUAAAUUACAUUUUUCCAAAAAGGGUUUUCUGGCCUGCAUUUUGUUACGGUUUUAUCUAAAUUUUUCGUGUCCAUUUCCCAGGACCAUAGUUUAUACGAUGAAUGUCUUUGGGUAAUGAAUAAUGGGGGCAACGGCAGGUGGUUAUUUGGUUGAUAAAUUAACUCUUAUUUCCCCAUGGAGAAUGUCACACUCCACCAUCAACCCUGGGCUCUACACCGCCCCCUCCUGCUCCCCUUCCUAAACAUGGUUUGGAGAGAAGUCAGUGCUUCCCUGUGGAGGGUCACCUAUAAAAGACAAGAAGAGGUGGCAAAGAGAAAGCAAUUCAUCCCCCCCCGCCCCUCUGCCCCAAACUAACCCAGCCCUAAGGCCCUAGGCAGAAUAUUGUCAGAAAAAGGAAAAUGUCAGAAUAUCUGUGGAAGAAGCCUGAGAUGCAAGAUGCACUAGGAAAUCAGGGAAAUUAAAAGACCUGAGCACUGUCAGUAGACAAAAGACAUUUUACCUUUAACUUGGCCUUUUAAUUGAAUGGAGUGUAUUUGGGGAGGAGGUGGGGUGAUUAACUUCCUUGGAUGAUAGUGUUGUUUUCAUUAAAACAUCGGAUCCAUUGGUCUCAUCCAUUCAUUCAUCCAUUCAUUCAACAAAUACUGACUAAGCACUUACUAACCUAAGCUAACGCAAGGGCAGUGACCAAGAUGAAAAAGAAGCUCUUUUGAAUUACAACAAAAUCCAACUCCUCAAACCCCUAUCAUCCCAGGAGAUCUUUCCUUGCGGUCGUUCCUAUAAGAAUUGGCCAUCCCGAGGACAGCCCAGAGGAGCCAGAUGCCUUCUGUCUUUGGGGCACAUACUGGUUCUCUUCUGAAACUUUUACCCAAUUUACUAAACUUGGCUCAAACCAUAAAAAUCACAGUGAACGGUUUCUAGAUAGGCCCACCAAGAGACAUUUCCUGUCAAUGAGUUGAUGAGUCACUCAAACUAAUAAACACCCUUGCCUGCAGGGAGAUGAUGUAGAGACGAAAAGUGGCGCCUUCUCUUAUAAAGGCAAUAAUGGAAUCUACUUUCAGGAACUCUGAAUUUGUGCACAAAACAUUCUAAACACUAGUGAAGCCUGUUUCGUUGAACUAAUUCUGGCUCUGGAAAUGUUUGUUUUAUAGUUGUUUACGGUUUUUUUGUUUGUUUGUUUGGACUCAAGCUUAGUUUGUUAAUAUGUAUAAUUUAGCAUCUAUUGCACUCAUGUAAAUAUGGAGUAAGUAUUGUAAACUAUUUCAUCGCUGGGGAUUGUGGGUGUUAUACAUACAUUUAGGACUGCAAUUUUUUGGUAUUUUUUGUAUUGUAAAAUAACAGCUUAAUUUAAGCAGGAGUAAGAGAAAUGAAGGGAGGUCUGCGCAUUUUAAACACAAAUGUGAAGGACUUGUAUAUAAACAAAAGUAAAUACUAUCAUACAAACUUCCUUCUGAAAUAAAAGUAGAUCUGGUAAAAAUGUG